GGACAAGGACAUCGAUGAGAAUAGUAGGGCGGGUUUGCUGUGGUUUGCACGGCAAAGGACUGGUUGACAACGCAAAGUAUUGUGGGUAGAGGACGAGCUUCAAAUCCAGCAUGGCGGCCGGACCGAUAGCAGAAAGGAAUCAAGAUGCGACCAUAUAUGUUGGAGGUCUUGAUGAGAAGGUGUCAGAGGCCUUAAUAUGGGAGCUUUUUCUCCAAAGUGGUCCUGUUGUAAAUGUCCACAUGCCAAAAGACAGAAUAACCCAGCUCCACCAGGGCUAUGGAUUUGUGGAAUUUCUGGGGGAAGAAGAUGCUGAUUAUGCCAUCAAAGUGAUGAAUAUGAUCAAGGUUUAUGGCAAACCUAUUAGAGUCAAUAAGGCCUCUGCACAUAAUAAGAACCUGGAUGUCGGUGCCAACCUAUUUAUUGGCAACCUUGAUACUGAAGUGGAUGAAAAGCUCUUGUAUGACACAUUCAGUGCAUUUGGAGUCAUUCUACAGACCCCCAAGAUUAUGAGAGAUUCAGAUACAGGCAACUCGAAAGGGUUUGCUUUCAUCAACUUUGCGAGUUUUGAUGCAUCAGAUGCAGCAAUUGAGGCUAUGAAUGGGCAAUACCUCUGUAAUCGACCAAUCACAGUCUCGUAUGCAUUCAAAAAGGAGUCCAAGGGAGAGAGGCACGGUUCCGCCGCAGAGCGUCUUCUCGCUGCUCAGAAUCCACUGGCUCAAGCAGACAGACCUCAUCAACUAUUCGCCGAUGCUCCACCCAUCCAAACUUCAACCAGUCUCCCGCCAAUGAUCCCCCCAGUGGGAAUGCUUGGCCACCCCCCUAUGGGUGCCCCACCCCCACCUCACUCAAUGCCCCCGCCAGGAAUGCCGCCACCAGGCAUGAUGCCCCCCCCUGGUUUCCCACCCAUGGGUAUGCCUGGUAUGGGUGGGAUGCCUCCACCUGGUAUGCCUCCUCCAAUGCCACCAGGCGGUAUGCCCCCUAACAUGGAACAGCCCCCUCCCCCUCCGCCCUCAUCUGGUGUGUCAAACUCUGGUAUGAUGCCUCCUCACAUGCAGAAUCCGCAGAUGGCACCGCCUCCGCCUGGCAUGAUGAAUCCUGGAGACAUGUCUUUCAUGCAGCAUAUGGGACAUCAGAUGAUGCCUGGUAUGAUGCCGCAACAAUUUCCACCCAACUUGAUGUGGGGCAUGACUGGACAAACGCGUCCACCUCCACCACAGAUGCCGCCAAAUCAAGGUAAUUACCAACAGUCUUAGAAGAAGCAUCAACCCAUGAUAACAAGAAGAGUAAAGAAGAUAGAGGAGAUUAUAUGCUUGAAUGUUCAACAUGAGUGACAGCUAUAAUUGUAUUUCUGCAUUCAAGUCAUAACACAUCUCAUCAGCAUGGACAUUGCAGAUGAAUAGCCCUUGCAUCCAUAGUGGAUGUUUCAAAAGUAACAAGUGAAAUUGGAUUAGAUUCAAGAUUUCUAGACCUCUUGAUCAACCCCUUGGAAGCUUGUCUCAUCAAAAUCUACAUUGCUUGUAGAGCUAUAGUGCCAACCCUCCAGGAUUUGACACAUAUUUUGUACAAAGUCUUACCAAAACCUAGUAAAAUGUUUUUAAACAA
Messenger RNA from Nematostella vectensis (starlet sea anemone), 1602 nucleotides. RefSeq names its product splicing factor 3B subunit 4. NCBI's taxonomy places the organism in Eukaryota, Metazoa, Cnidaria, Anthozoa, Actiniaria, Edwardsiidae. Gene Ontology annotation, biological process: positive regulation of mRNA splicing, via spliceosome. The transcript has 9 exons. Gene Ontology annotation, cellular component: nucleolus; U12-type spliceosomal complex. Bases 111 to 1253 code for a protein of 380 amino acids. Gene Ontology annotation, molecular function: RNA binding. The record is from RefSeq and is a predicted model, not a curated record.